Molecule: messenger RNA, 3361 nt
Organism: Cheilinus undulatus (humphead wrasse)
Lineage: Eukaryota; Metazoa; Chordata; Actinopteri; Labriformes; Labridae
Gene: stub1
Product: STIP1 homology and U-Box containing protein 1
Exons: 7
Coding region: 933-1787 (284 amino acids)
Biological process (GO): protein polyubiquitination; cellular response to misfolded protein; protein quality control for misfolded or incompletely synthesized proteins
Cellular component (GO): Z disc; cytoplasm
Molecular function (GO): ubiquitin protein ligase activity; protein-folding chaperone binding
Source: RefSeq, a predicted model, not a curated record
UCUGGAAAGUCCACACCCCGGAAUCAAACCCUAACUUUCACUGAAGUCAGCAAAAUUUAGAACGGAAUAGGCUAUGUAGCAAACAAGCUAACCUAGCAUUAGCUCAUAUCUGUGUACCGGUGUUGGGAUAAAUGUUACGAUAAAUGCUAAAAGACAUGUCCAGGCCUGUAAUAGACAGCUCAAAAGCUUACAGUUUCCAGUGAGCUGCUUAUUGUUUUACUAAUACUGUAACAGUGGUUAAAAAGUUAGAACUAUCUCUUCACUAGCCUCCUGGUGUAGCUUCAACUUCCAUCGAUAUUAUCUAUUAAUGCUAACUUAGCCAGCUAACGAGCUAACAUCUCUGCACCGUUCUGCCGUUUCUCUUGAAACCAAAGUUACAGUUGUUGUCACCCCGUUCCUAAAUGUGCUGCUGCAGCAAAUAUGUCUCUAAUGGAAGUUAGACAGACGUAAAUAUGUGUGUAUUAAGUUGUUUGGUUGCAGCCUUUCACUACCCUCGUACAGCAGCGGUGUAGUGUUUCAGUUUAAAGCCCAGCUCUGACGGUAGCAGCUCCUUGUGUUUUAAUGUUUUCUGAUAGCUAGCCGGCCAGCUGUACUGCUUAUUCAGUAUGCAUUGAUGUCCGUCACGUGAAUAGUUAAAUUCUAGCCUCCUCGCUGUGUUUUCGGCUGUGUGCACACUCAGCAGAUUAAACCAAUGCUUUUUGGGUGGCAUCGAGGGCUGCACCUACUACGAAUAAGACGCGCAUUGCAGGUGCAUUGCAGUGAGUGCAAUGCUGUUAAUGGUGACCUAACUUUGCAUGCACUGUGCCUCUGAUCUGGUCCGUGAGAUCCAGGAGGGACAGGGCAUUCUUGAACCUGUCAGCUAGCCAGCCGAAGAGACGGGGAACAGGAUAGGGAAGCAGGGCGAGGCGGGCCCCGCGGAGCCGGUGGAGAAGAUGGCCGGCAGCCCGGAGAAGAGUUCCACCGCGCAGGAGCUGAAAGAGCAGGGCAACCGACUGUUCCUGUGCCGCAAGUACCAAGAGGCUGCUACGUGCUACAGUAAAGCUAUUAACCGUAAUCCAUCCGUGGCAGUAUACUACACAAACAGGGCUCUCUGCCAUGUGAAGUUGCAGCAGCAUGACAAGGCUCUGGCAGACUGUAAGCAUGCACUGGAGCUGGACAGCCAGUCAGUAAAGGCCCACUUCUUCUUGGGCCAGUGUCACCUGGAGCUGGAGAACUACGACGAGGCAAUCGGCAACCUGCAGAAAGCUUAUAACCUGGCAAAGGAACAGAGGCUGAACUUUGGAGAUGACAUCACCAGCGCCUUGCGCAUUGCAAAGAAAAAACGUUGGAAUAGCAUCGAGGAGAAGCGCAUCAACCAGGAGAAUGAGUUACAUGCCUAUCUGACCAAACUCAUCCUGGCUGAGAAGGAAAGAGAACAAGAAGAAUACAAAGAGAAACAGGACGACAAUCAAAACGGAGGCGAUAUGGCCAAAAUUGCGUCUAAACAUGAUAAAUAUCUAAUGGACAUGGAUGAACUCUUCUCUCAAGUGGAUGAGAAAAGAAAAAAGCGAGAGAUCCCAGAUUAUCUGUGUGGGAAGAUCAGUUUUGAGCUGAUGAGGGAGCCUUGCAUCACACCCAGUGGAAUCACCUACGAUCGCAAGGACAUCGAAGAGCACUUACAGCGAGUUGGACAUUUUGACCCAGUCACCAGGAGCCCUCUGACCCAGGACCAGCUGAUCCCCAACCUGGCCAUGAAGGAAGUGAUUGAUGCCUUUAUCCAGGAGAACGGGUGGGUGGAGGACUACUAAGGGACCCCCACACCUCCAAUCUCCGUCGUACUCCUCCCUCCCUCCGAUACUCCACACAAAGCCUGGACAUCACAAGACUCUAGAGAACAGAUCACCCUCUUGCCUGGAUAUGAACUUUAACACAAGCGGGAAAAAGCCACAUUAUGGACUACCAGACGGGAGCCAUGUUCCUCUGUCCACCUCUCUCUCCCCACAUUUUACCUUUGCUGUAAAACUUCCCGCUCCAAAAUUCUGAGGCUCGACCGUUCAGGCCUGCUUCUCCCUUUAAAGCCCCCCUUCACUCUGCUCUUUCUCUCUGCUAUUACCUUCUGUCAUUAACCCUUUCUUCACUCUAAAUAAGGGGCCGUGUUCUCAGGUCUCUUUCCCUCCCCCUCUCUGUCUCUCUCUUUCUCGAGUGCCACAAUCCUUUUAAAGCAUCAGCAUUGCACUCCUUCUUUCACAUAAACCACCCUUAUUUAAAAAAAUGACUCGUGGUGGUGAGUUUAUUAGACCUUGGCCUUUUUGUUUGGCAUUUACUCCAGUAUUUUUGGUCAUUUUUUAGUUAGAGUAUGCCCACUUCUUGGUGUAUUUUUGCUGAAGUGGAAUCUAAAAUGCCAAAAACCUGUUCUCAUGAGGUUUGUAUGCAAGUUUUACAUCAACGUACAUGAAAACUAGUCCUAGAAAAUGAGGUCCCUUCUUCCCUUUUGUCACCAUACUGUAAGGUUUUAAGUACAUUGUUAGGUUUUUUUUCUUUGCAUAUCAAUCACAGCCCAUUACAAACAAUUCAGAUAAGUUGAAUGUAUGCAUAAUGUACUCUUUAGUUUAGGCUGUAACUCAAAUGUCUUUUUAGCAGGUUAAUGAACAAAGGGUUUCAUGACAAGCGGCCUUGAACUUGAUCAAAUUAACAGAAAAAAACGCUGCAUACAGAAAAGUUUUCAUAAAGAAUAAACAUUAAAAAACUGCUGCUCAGAAACAAAACAGUUUUCAUAUUGCUGGAUAUUAACAGAAAGUAUUUGAAUUUCGAUGGAUGACGCCCCCUGCUGUGCUCUGUGCUGUCUGUGUUGAUCAUAGAAACAAAAAAGUGUUUUUGGACGUUGUGUUUGGCUCGUGCUGUUUGCCUGGAAUGACAUCGGAUCUCACAUCAAGCAUCCAGUGAAUUUUAUUUUCUUUCAAAUGGCGUUUUUCUGCCUUUUUGCUGUUAAUUUGGCAUACCUUUUCCUUUACAGAAAACGGUUGCAGCAGUGUUCAAAAAUCAAUCCUCCUCUCUGUUUAAAAAAUGCUGGAAGAGUUACGACCAUCUUAUUUCCUCCAUACCUCAGUCUGAGCUAAUUUUCAGUUGCUAUUCUUAUUAUUUGACCUGUUUUUUUUCCAGCUGAAUGUGUCUGUGGUGAAUUUGGCCUGUCAGUGGUGCGUGUCAGCGUGCAGGCUAUGUAAAUAAAAUGCUUGUGCAUCUCAGAUUUUAUUUCUUGACAACAUAGGUUUCUUGUUUUCUGGAGAAAUCCUAGAGCUUGACAAACUGUAUUAAAUGUAGAUAUGUUGAUAACAUGAAUGCCUGGUUCCGUUUUCAUUUGUCCCCAUUAAACCGUGACCUUUGA